Messenger RNA from Brassica napus (rape), 1588 nucleotides. RefSeq lists its product as uncharacterized. Bases 954 to 1361 code for a protein of 135 amino acids. The transcript is spliced from 4 exons. NCBI's taxonomy places the organism in Eukaryota, Viridiplantae, Streptophyta, Magnoliopsida, Brassicales, Brassicaceae. The record is from RefSeq and is a predicted model, not a curated record.
GAAAUGUGGUAUAUCACAAAUAAGUCUACGACGAAUAAAAGGGAAAUGGAUUCCAUAUCUUAAUUAAUCAUUCUUCUCAAAGUGUGAUUUGAUUUAUCUUUUGGGAUUUUAGAUUGAGCAUUUUCUAUGUUAUAGCAUUCUACAUUUCUUGUAAACUACAUUAACAGUAUAACAUCGUCUCCCUAUCCAACAUUAUCCAUUAUAAUUAUUCAUAUUCUUAUUUCUUACCAUCAAGUCGAACAACAACCCAUCUCUUACACAACAUAAAAGUAAUUUAAAAAUCAAAGCUUAAUAUUCGAGAUGUGAGAAUGUCCAUGCAUGCACCUUUAGUCCAUACUCCAUAAUAGUGUGAUUCAGUCUAAAAGAUGUUAGGAGAAAAAAGGCUAUACACCUUCAAGAAAAAAGUCGUUUUGAGUCGCAUGCAUUAUCCAAUUUAUUGUAUUUAUAUUUAAGAAAAUGAAGGAGAUAGAGAUUUUAGUAGUGUGUAUGUAUAUAUGUCAAAGAUCAAUAAUCACCACGAGUUUUAUUUUUCUUUUCCGUUGUAUAAAAGUGAAGAAAAAGAAGAAGGUCAAGAACUUAUCCAAAUGACAAAAACAGAGAGUGAAUUAAAUUGUAGAGAAAAAGUACAAAAGUAGUAAAAGCAAAGUUUAUCCACAACAUCAACAAGAAAACACACGUGGCAAAAUGGAGAGAGCUGAAGACGGCGGCAGAGCCACGUGGGGAUCACGUGAACCCAUCUCCGUCUCAUCAGAAGUUGGUUAUAUAACAGACCGUUGGGGAGUUAGGGCAAAACCAAAAAACACCAAAGUCAUCAUCAUCAAUAACUAUCAUUAUCCAUUGCUCUUUCUUGUUCUCUCUCUCUCACACACAAAUCAACAUCUUGAGUACGUCUCUCUCUGGCUCUACUCUUAACAAAGCUCACUGCGAGAUAUAUAAUUAGUACUUAAUCAUCCAUGGAUAUGAAGAAAACCAAAGCUACUUCCUCAUCUUCUUCACCUUCUUCACUUGAUCAUCUCUUUGGUCCCAAAGGAUCAACCUCUGCUACUUCGGCUUCUUCUUGUUCAACUAUACUCGAUUCCAUUUUCCCUCCUCCUGUAUCAAAGAAGAACGGAAAUCACACUGCUUAUGAAGUGCAAAGCAGCAUUUCUCAAACCACUGAUGAGAGAAGCAUCCAUGAAAAGAGAGAAGCUUCCUAUUACAGUUCCUCCAUUUACUACGGGGGCCAGCAACACUAUUCACCUCCACGAACCGAUGGCUCCUCCACUUCUCCAUCUCAUCACCACAAAGAAACUGAUGAUCGAACCGAUGACACAAACGCUACUUCCAGGGGAAAUUGGUGGAAAGGUUCUUUGUAUUACUAAGAGGAGCAACCUAACUAGUCUCACUUGAUUUCUGCAAUGGCCAUGCCAUAUAUAUCGAUGCAUUCAUAUCCGUCACUUCGCAGUGUGAUCUUUGGGUUUUGUUUAUAUAUAUGUUCAUCUUUUGUUUUUGGUUGUAAUCCUACAUAGUUUAAGAUGGCGAUUAUUUGACCUCAUCUACCACUAAUGUAUGGUAAAUAAAAUACUCACGAUCUUAGUAACUAGUUAUA